AUGGCCGACCCAGAGGGUGGCACCAUUCACCGUGACGAGGAGGGCAAGGCGUCGGGACUCCUUUCGGAAGCGGCGGCGGUCACCGUCGUCUGGCCUCAUCUUGCGACAGUCGCGCCUAUGGAGGAGAAGCUAGCAGCCUUGAGGCGGGCCAUCAAAUCAUACCAUGCAGUCGGAUAUACAGGAGUGGUAGACAUGGCGAUGGACGAAAACGGAUGGGAGGCCUUACAGAUGUUCCGCCAUAACGAGGCACCGGCUAUGCGGUUCGCGGUGCACUGGCUCAUCACCCCUCGCAAGUCGGAAACGGAGAACCUGGCGCAGGUCGACCGGGCUAUCGAGCUCGACCGCCAGUUCAACAUAGACACCAGCCCAGACUGCCGAGUUGUGGGCAUCAAAGUCAUUGGAGACGGCAUUGUGGACGGCUGCACCGCGGGCCUCACCGAACCCUACACCUCGAACGGGCUGUCGUGCGACCCGAUCUGGUCCCUUCAAGAGCUGGGCCCCGUCGUCAAGAAAGCCGACGCGGCGGGACUCCAGUGCGCGCUACACGCCAUUGGAGACCAGACCGUCAAGGUCGACAUAGACGCUCUGGAGCAAAACGCCACACCCGGCCGACGUCACCGAAUCGAGCAUCUGGAAUUGGCGUCCCCCGAAGACGCCGCGCGCCUCGGCAAGCUGGGCAUCACGGCGUCGAUCCAGCCCGUCCACGCCGAUCCCGCUAUCCUCCGCGCCUGGCCAACACUUCUGGGGCCUGCACGUUGCGAACGUGCAUUCGCGUACAAGGACUUUGCUGAUGGGGGUGCCGUUCUCGCACUCGGCUCCGACGCCCCAACGGCACCCCAUGCUCCUUUGAGGAACAUCUACACGACAACGACACGGCGGUCCGCGCGGGAGCCGGAGCUGACAGAUCGGGUCAAUCCGCACUUCGCCCUUGGGCUUGCUGCGGCCGUCGCAGCCGGCACGGAGGGGUCUGCGUAUAGCUGCUUUGCAGACCGGUGGGCUGGCAAGCUCGAGGUUGGACUCUCGGCCGACUUCGCCGUGGUGGACAUGGACUGGGACGCCGAGAAGCUGCUUCGGGCGAAGGUUGUUCAGACUUGGUUCAAGGGCAAGAAGGUGUUUGAUGCUUCCUCGUCUUGGUAG
Molecule: messenger RNA, 1137 nt
Organism: Anthostomella pinea
Lineage: Eukaryota; Fungi; Ascomycota; Sordariomycetes; Xylariales; Xylariaceae
Source: the annotation of a GenBank genome assembly